Molecule: messenger RNA, 1285 nt
Organism: Bradysia coprophila
Lineage: Eukaryota; Metazoa; Arthropoda; Insecta; Diptera; Sciaridae
Product: extracellular exo-alpha-(1->5)-L-arabinofuranosidase-like
Biological process (GO): carbohydrate metabolic process
Molecular function (GO): hydrolase activity, hydrolyzing O-glycosyl compounds
Source: RefSeq, a predicted model, not a curated record
AGAGAUAAAGGGUCUUAUCAAAGCUAUACUCGUUCACCUCUACACAGUAAAUAUUGUACUGUGAUACCACACGAAUUAUGGACAGAUAUUUGAAGCUUCAUUAGCUGAAUUGUUAAGCUCAUCAUGGGAGCGAUUAAUUUAUUAUUGGUGUACUUUGCAUUGAUAUGCUCAACCCAUGCAGCUUUCUAUAAUCCAAUUUCGGAUGUCAAUUGGCCGGAUCCGUACGCAUAUUAUCACGCCGCCGAUGGAUAUUACUAUAUGCCCCGUUCGGAAGAUACUGGAGUUACUCUGUACAGAAGUCGUAACUUAGACAAUUGGCGAAGCAAUGACAGUACACGAGUCUAUACAGCGCCACCAGGUCUGGAUGAAGUGUGGGCACCGGAAAUUCAUUAUAUUGGCGACAAUUUCUACAUUUAUGUAGCAAUACAAACAGGUGGUCUGAAUGCCAAUCAUAGGAUGUAUGUAAUGCAAGCUAAUGAUCCGGAUGAUCCGAUGGGGACGUGGAGUGAUGCUCAAAGAAUGAUUGUUCCGGAAGAAGAUUAUUGGGCAAUAGAUGGAACUGUUUUAGAGUAUGGCAAUGGAAAAUUAUAUUUCAUUUGGUCAGGUUGGCCAGCAAUAGAUUCAGACUUUCCACAAAAUCUUUACAUAGCGGAAAUGUGUGAUCCAUCGACUAUUUGCGGUCGUCGUGUAUUGAUUAAAACAGUUGACUACGCUUGGGAAAGGAACGGUGCUGAUCUGAUUGAGGGACCGCAAAUUUUACACAACGCUGGUCGCGUUUUCCUCGUGUAUUCUGCAUCGGGAAGUUGGACGCCCGAUUACAUAGUGGGAUUUAUGGGCAUCGAUAACUUAGCUGACCCACUUGACUACAACAAUUGGUGGCGUCACGAUCAGCCAGUAUUUUGGAGAAAUGACGAAGAAAAUGUAUACGGUGUGGGACAUGCCUCCUUGACAACAUCUCCAGACGGCACUGAAGCGUGGAUAGUUUAUCAUGCAAUGGCGGAACCAAAUGCUGGUUGGUUAGGUCGAACAGCACGUGCACAAAAAUUCUAUUGGAACCUUGACAAUUCACCAAACUUUGGACGGCCUCGAGGAUUCGCAAUUUCUCUCGAAUCGCCGUCAAAUACUAGAACGACAACUACUGAUGCUCCUGGCUGUGGUUCUUCGAUAACAUCGAAACCAAUAAUAAGCAUCGUAUUACUUUAUGUAGUCUUUAAGCUCAGAGGUGCUUUAAUAUAGAAGUGUAUUUUUCGCUCUGCGCCUUUUCGAAUUUUUGUCUUUUGAAUUA